CACACGCACGCGAACAGCAGUGCUUCUUCAAACUUCAUCUUCAUCAAACUUCAUCAUCUUCUUCAUUGAAAAAACAUCAAACAUUAUCAAACUUCUUCAAGAAACUCAAAUCAAGUGCAGCAGCCAUGGCCGCCUUCUUCACCUCGAUUCUCUGAACAACACAAUAACAAUAUUCCUUCUUGCCUUCGAUUUUCAAAGAAAUAAGGGGUAGUUGGGUUCCCUUUGAUUGCAGGGGCAUGAAUUUGAAGCAAACAAUCAACUUCUUGUUCUUCCUUUGAAAUAGACGCCCAAUUCUUCCUGCAAAUUAUGGCUAUGAUUUCUGGUGCUAUUGGGGGAUUGUUGGAUGUAGCAUUCAACUUCAAUACACAAGCUUUUUUGGAUGACAACCUUCUGGACCAGUUUUUUAGAAUCGGCCGGAAAAUGACAUUAUUUGGUGAUGAAACUUGGCUGAAAUUAUUCCCAAAGUUAUUCACUAGACAAGAUGGAGUUAGUAGCUUCUUUGUCAAGGAUACUGUAGAAGUUGAUCUGAAUAUUUCGCGACAUUUGCCUGAAGAACUUUAUCGAGAUGACUGGCAUCUUAUGCCUGAUGUAACAGCUCCGGGUGUAGAUAUCCUAGCAGCUACUUCUAAUUCCUUAGAAAAAAAAAGAAAAUCCAUUUGUGCUGAUGUCUAG
Molecule: messenger RNA, 672 nt
Organism: Amaranthus tricolor (Joseph's coat)
Lineage: Eukaryota; Viridiplantae; Streptophyta; Magnoliopsida; Caryophyllales; Amaranthaceae
Exons: 5
Coding region: 307-672 (121 amino acids)
Biological process (GO): GPI anchor biosynthetic process
Cellular component (GO): endoplasmic reticulum membrane
Source: RefSeq, a predicted model, not a curated record